CUUCUCUUUCCCUCUUUUCUCUACUUCUUUUUCCUCUCUCCAUCGCGCGUCCCUCUUCUUCUCCUCAUCCCUAUCUCUUAUCCUUCUUCCCCUCUUCUCCCGUAAUCUCCUCUCUUUUUCUGAUCCUCCCCUGCAUAAAAGUCAUUUACAUCCCCUUAUCUUCAUCUUUCAAAAUGGCCACCACAAACGAAUUCCCCGCUAGCGAUGUCAACAGCUACGACUAUGUCAUCGUCGGAGGUGGCACAGCUGGCUGUGUCAUCGCCAGUCGUCUGGCUGAAUACCUGCCCAACAAGCGCAUCCUCAUCAUCGAGGGUGGCCCCAGCGACUUCAUGGAUGAUCGCGUGCUCAAGCUGAAGGAAUGGCUCAACCUGCUUGGCGGCGAGUUGGACUACGACUACCCAACCGUUGAACAGCCCAUGGGUAACAGCCACAUCCGUCACUCCCGCGCGAAGGUUCUGGGUGGUUGCUCUAGCCACAACACCCUGAUCUCUUUCCGUCCCUUCGAAUACGACUGCAAGAGAUGGGAGCAGGCCGGCUGCACUGGCUGGUCUUUCGAGACCUUCACUCGCGUUCUGGACAACCUGCGCAACACCGUUCAGCCCGUCCACAACCGUCACCGCAACCAGCUGUGCAAGGACUGGGUUCAGGCUUGCUCAUCCGCCAUGAACAUCCCCGUUAUCGAAGACUUCAACAAGGAGAUUCGCUCCAAGGGUGAACUGACCGAGGGUGUCGGUUUCUUCUCCGUCUCUUACAACCCCGAUGACGGUCGUCGCAGCAGCGCCAGUGUCGCUUAUAUCCACCCCAUCCUUCGUGGCGAGGAGAAGCGUCCUAACCUGACUAUCCUCACCAAUGCCUGGGUUUCCCGCGUCAAUGUUGACGGUGACUCUGUGACCGGUGUUGAUGUGACCCUGCAGUCGGGCGCCAAGCACACCCUGCGCGCCAAGAAGGAGACCAUCCUGUGCGCUGGUGCCGUUGACACCCCCCGCCUGAUGAUGCUGUCUGGCCUGGGACCUCGCGAGCAGCUGUCUGGCCUGGGAAUCCCCGUCGUGAAGGAUAUCCCCGGUGUGGGUGAGAACCUCCUCGACCACCCCGAGAGUAUCAUCAUCUGGGAGCUCAACCGCCCCGUUCCCCCCAACCAGACCACCAUGGAUUCUGACGCUGGUAUCUUCCUGCGUCGUGAGCUUCCCAACGCCAAUGGCUUCGACGGCCGUGCUGCCGACAUCAUGAUGCACUGCUACCAGAUCCCCUUCUGCUUGAACACCGAGCGUCUGGGUUACGACACUCCGGUCGAUGCCUUCUGCAUGACCCCCAACAUCCCUCGUCCUCGCUCCCGCGGUCGUAUCUACCUGACCUCGGCCGACCCCAGCGUCAAGCCGGCCCUGGACUUCCGUUACUUCACUGACCCCGAGGGCUAUGAUGCCGCUACCAUCGUGGCUGGUCUCAAGGCGGCUCGUGAGGUUGCCAAACAGUCGCCCUUCAAGGAUUGGAUCAAGCGUGAGGUUGCCCCCGGCCCCAACGUGCAGACCGACGAGGAGCUCUCCGAGUAUGGUCGUCGUGUUGCCCACACCGUCUACCACCCCGCUGGUACUACCAAGAUGGGUAACUUGACUCGCGACCCCAUGGCCGUCGUCGACCCCAAGCUGAAGGUCCGUGGCCUGAAGAACGUUCGUAUCGCCGAUGCUGGUGUCUUCCCUGAGAUGCCCACUAUCAACCCCAUGUUGACUGUGUUGGCCAUUGGUGAGCGUGCUGCGGAGCUCAUCGCCGAAGAGGCUGGAUGGAAGCGUGAGCAGCCUCGUCUGUAAGCGCGUGGCCAUUUCACACAAACCACAAAAUCAAAAGGAAAAUAAAAAUAAAGUGCAAAGAGUUGAUUAUGGAACGGCGCAUGCAUGACCCAAGCGAUUGAGAUUUUUUCUUUGCAUGUGUAGUCUCCAAGUGAGGGCGUUAGCUUCGAUCGACAGAUGCAUGCAUAUGCGAUGGAGUCGGCUUGCCUUACAUGAUUUAUGAUUGAUGAUUUUAAAGCGAAGAAGAAUCGCCAGAUCAGGGGAAGGUUCAUGGAUAUACAGUUAUCUGUCCUUUGUUUGAAAUCCUGGCUUGUCUUUUUGGAUGUUUCGGUUGCUGUUGCAGUACCAUUAUCCUAUGUACAGUGUGAUCUGGGUUGUCAUUCGUCCCAAGUCACGAUCUGCUUGUAUUAUAUAGCGCUGGCAUGUUGCGCAGGAAGCACCAGACAUAUCGAAAUGAAUAG
This is a messenger RNA of Aspergillus costaricaensis CBS 115574, 2242 nucleotides long. RefSeq names its product GMC family oxidoreductase. The transcript has 2 exons. Gene Ontology annotation, molecular function: flavin adenine dinucleotide binding; oxidoreductase activity, acting on CH-OH group of donors. The record is from RefSeq and is a predicted model, not a curated record. NCBI's taxonomy places the organism in Eukaryota, Fungi, Ascomycota, Eurotiomycetes, Eurotiales, Aspergillaceae. The coding region runs from base 174 to 1802 and encodes 542 amino acids.